AAUCGUCCGCGAGCAGCACAAAUGCAAAAUGAGUUGGUGCAAAAAAUUAGCGAAAUUCGAAAAAUCUUGCAUUCAUACGAAUGGCUGAUAGACGCCUACAUAGUGGAUUUCUAUGAAGAGGAUCACUUUCAAAGACUGCCCACCAGUUGGCGCACUUGUAUGGAGAGCAUUUCCGUCCCACAGCUUCACGAUUUACUCCGCUUCGACCGCCGACAAACCGAAUCCACGAUCUGGCCCUUGGCGAUCUUAUCGCUCAGGUCACUGUUCCAGCGGUUGGCUCUUUCGAGGGAGCACCGAGUGUGCAACGGGAGCGACACGUUCGAAAAGCGGUGGGUCAACAGCGCCUUUCAUCAACAUGCGGGGCUGUUCCAAAAAUCAGUCAAACAUAAAAAACGCCACGAAAUUGUCCAGUUUGCAGCUAGCUGUUUGAAUGAAGAACCAUCGCAGAACCGCUAUACGCUGGUGGACAUUGGCUCGGGGCAGGGUAAUCUCGCUAGGGCUCUUUCGCUUGGGUUUGGCUAUCAAGUAUGCUGUCUCGAACAAAACGAAUCGUUUGUUCAAGCCGCAAGACGAAAAGACACGGAAUUGUGGGAAAAAUUGGUCAAAAGGGAUCCAGCAUUGCAGGCCAGCAUGGUGAAGCCAGUUCAUCUUCACGAGCGAGUUAAUUUGAAGCAAAUCGAUCCAGUAGGGUUCGUUCAAAUGCUGCACCGAACACUGAAUUUUUCCGAACCGAACACUGACAAAGAUGAAUUUCAAUUCGGUUUGAUCGGUUUACAUCCCUGUGGAGACCUAGCACCAUCGUUGCUCCGACUAUUUCUGGCCUGCAAGGAGUGUCGUUUCAUAAAACUUGUCUGCUGCUGCUACAUGAAACUGUCCUGCGUGAAAUUACACGAUCAACAUACGGCCAAUAAUUACGGGUUUCCUUUAAGCGAGUUCUGUCGAUCCAGCGGCCUAAUGCUGAGCUAUCAGGCUAGAGAAAUUUCAUGCCAUGCGAUAGAACAGUACAGCAGUAAGCUAUUGGAGUGCUACCAAGAGCUUAAGGUACACGCUUAUCGGGCUGCCCUCGAAUGCAUCAUCGUACGAUUGAGACCAGAAUCGAAACACUCCGGGCUCAGAGGAGGCAUAAAAGCAACGGAGGUCUCAUUCGAAGAAUACUCACGUCGGGCUAUCGAGGGGAUGGGUCUUUCAAUUCCCACCACAGAGAUACAUUCCGACGAAACCCUGCGACGCUUGGAGCGCUGGGAGGAUGUUGUAAAGUUCUACACGCUGCGGCUUAUGUUUGCUCCGCUGGUAGAGACCCUGAUCCUGUACGAUCGCCUGCUGUUUCUGCGAGAAAGGGGCUGCAACGCUAGAAUCGAUGUCAUGUUCGACCCGAUAGAAUCGCCACGGAAUCAUGCCAUUACUGCCUUUAAAUGAAAUUAUCUUACCAACCAUGGAUGUAAUGUUUCUUUAGCGUGCUUCCAGCAUUGUAUAUUUAAAUAUAAACGGACGUUCUGUUCUAUAAAAUAUCUC
This is a messenger RNA of Anopheles darlingi, 1512 nucleotides long. Its product is annotated as methyltransferase-like protein 25B. Lineage: Eukaryota; Metazoa; Arthropoda; Insecta; Diptera; Culicidae. The record is from RefSeq and is a predicted model, not a curated record. The coding region runs from base 22 to 1416 and encodes 464 amino acids. The transcript is spliced from 4 exons.